Cladocopium goreaui is the source of this 1047-nucleotide messenger RNA. NCBI's taxonomy places the organism in Eukaryota, Dinophyceae, Suessiales, Symbiodiniaceae. The record is from the annotation of a GenBank genome assembly.
AUGUUCGUGAUGAAACUCGACAGUCUCGGGGCCCAUCAGUGGACCAUCCUACGGGGUGGUUCGAGUGUUGAGGAGGCACGUGGUUUGCAGGUGGACGCAUCCGGGAAUGUCUUCGUGGCCGGCUAUACAGCCUCCACUGACCUGGACAGCCAAAGCAAUGCUGGCGAUUUUGACGUGUUCGUGAUGAAAUUCGACAGUGACGGGGCCCAUCAGUGGACCAUCCUACGGGGUGGUUCGGGUGAUGAUUUUGCAUAUGGUUUGCAGGUGGACGCAUCCGGGAAUGUCUUCGUGGCCGGCUAUACAGCCUCCACUGACCUGGACAACCAAAGCAAUGCUGGCGAUUUUGACGUGUUCGUGAUGAAAUUCGACAGUGACGGGGCCCAUCAGUGGACCAUCCUACGGGGUGGUCCGGGUGAUGAGUUUGCAUAUGGUUUGCAGGUGGACGCAUCCGGGAAUGUCUUCGUGGCCGGCUUUACAGCCUCCACUGACCUGGACAGCCAAAGCAAUGCUGGCAAUACUGACGUGUUCGUGAUGAAAUUCGACAGUGACGGGGCCCAUCAGUGGACCAUCCUACGGGGUGGUCCGGGUGAUGAGUUUGCAUAUGGUUUGCAGGUGGACGCAUCCGGGAAUGUCUUCGUGGCCGGCUAUACAGCCUCCACUGACCUGGACAACCAAAGCAAUGCUGGCGAUUUUGACGUGUUCGUGAUGAAAUUCGACAGUGACGGGGCCCAUCAGUGGACCAUCCUACGGGGUGAUUCGGGUGAUGAUUUUGCAAAUGGUUUGCAGGCGCGGUGCGCGACCACCCCUUCGGACGUUGUCCUUGAUGUUAAAUUCUUCGACAGGGUGGAUGAAGAAGCGGCAUUGUCCUUUACGAUUGGUCGCCCUUUGAUCCUAUGGUGACAUCCACAGUCACCAUCAACGGGCAUCAGUCGAAUCAAUCUGGUCAAAUCAUGUUGUUCAUAUAUGUUCAGAUGGAGCAUUUCCGUGUAGCAAGGCCCUCGCUUUAGAACGCGCAGAAAAGCAUCGCUUUAGAACACUCAGAAAACC